Molecule: messenger RNA, 3143 nt
Organism: Sus scrofa (pig)
Lineage: Eukaryota; Metazoa; Chordata; Mammalia; Artiodactyla; Suidae
Gene: HLX
Product: H2.0 like homeobox
Biological process (GO): regulation of DNA-templated transcription
Molecular function (GO): DNA-binding transcription factor activity, RNA polymerase II-specific; sequence-specific DNA binding
Source: RefSeq, a predicted model, not a curated record
AAGGUACUGCAGAGGAGCGGACCGCGCGUGCCGCUCUCCCUGUUUCGGACGGCGGCCUGUUUUGUUGUCUCUUAGGCUGGGGGAAGGUUUGGCCGCGUCCGAGGGAGACGUUCGUAGACAUCCAUCUUAUUUUGUUUGAAAAGUUACUCAUUCAAAUUGUCAGUGCGUGACAGCUCGGAAUAAAGCUAAUUUGUGGCCGCCCCUCCUCUCUUCCCAGAGGAUCUCCGAGGCAGAGGAGCGGACGCGGGGCUGACUUGGGUGGGGCUGACCCAGUGCCGCAGCAAUCCCGCGCGAGAGCUCAGGGCAGGGCAGCGUAGGGGCGGGAACUCAUAAAAGAUGGAGCCUUGUAGGGGACAAUGACUCUCGGGAUAAAGGCCGAGUGGAGAAAAUCAGGCCCCACUUAAGUAAAGAGUUGGGAAACCUAGGGCGCCCCCAGAGUCCCAGGAGGCGGGCCUUGCACCCGCGUUAAUUUAGGGGAGCACCAGCUUCCCUAGGCGAGCGCUCCAGGAGCGCUGUGACCAACUCUCCACACCUGGCGCCGGUUCGGAGCUGCCGUAGCUGAAGGUUAGAACACCCUGGAACCUCGGUCGGUCCCGGAUCGUACUCUUCGGAGAAGGACGCCCGACUGGGCUCAACCCACGCGGCAGCAGCAAACAGUUUGGCGUGGCUGGGGCGUGGCCGAGGGGGCGGGCCACGCCCCCUUACCCAGUUCCCCUCCACUCCCCGCUCCCAUUGGUCACCAGCAUGGCCAAUGAACGCCCUGAUCGAGGUCCUACCCUGGGUCUGACUCGAAAGCUCCUGCCAAAACUUUGGGAGUUUUUAGAGAGGAGUUUUUUUUUUUCUUUUUUUUCCCCUCUUAUUACUUUUUUUUUUUAAACUAACGGAUUAUUAUUGUUGUUGUUUUAAAUUUAUUUCUCAAGCCUUAGCUGUUUGGCUGUUUCUUUCGGUGCCCGGCCCCGUCUCCCUGGCUUCCCUGGCUUCCCUGGCUUCCCUGGCGUGUGCGGAGCCGCGCACCCGCCCGCCCAGCCGCCCGAGCGCCCCUCGCUCGCCUCCAGCCCGCGGGGAGCGCGGGCGCCGAGCCGCCUUUAAAGUGAGGCCAGGGCCCGAGGCUGUGACCGGCUGGGAUCCGGGCCUCGCCUCCUCCGUCGGUGGCGCUAGGGCUCCCUGGCUUCGCUUCAGUUCGGACCGAGAAGUGUAAGUGGAUCGACCCCGGCUGGGCUGCCGCCCCCUCCUGGACUUAGCGCGCCCCUCUCCGCGAACCCACUCACCCACUCGGCCCCGGCAGGCCGCAGCGGCCGCUGGCCUCACCCCGCCAGGAUGUUCGCCGCGGGGCUGGCUCCCUUCUACGCGCCCAACUUCAGCCUCUGGUCGGCCGCCUACUGCUCCUCCGCCGGCCCGGGCGGUUGCUCCUUCCCCCUGGACCCCGCUGCCGUCAAGAAACCCUCCUUCUGCAUCGCGGACAUCCUCCACGCCGGCGUUGGGGAGCCGGGGGCGGCCCCGGAGGGUCUGGCUGGGGCCUCGGCCGCCGCCCUCACCGCGCACUUGGGAUCGGCUCACCCGCACGCCUCGUUCCAGGCAGCCGCCAGAUCCCCGCUUCGACCCACCCCGGUGGUGGCGCCCUCCGAAGUCCCGGCUGGCUUCCCGCAGCGGCUGUCUCCACUCUCAGCCGCCUACCACCACCAUCACCCACAGCAACAACAGCAGCAACAACAACCGCAGCAGCAACAGCCUCCGCCUCCUCCUCGGGCUGGCGCCUUGCAGCCCCCGGCCUCCGGGCCCCGGGUGGUCCCGAACCCCCACCAUAGCGGCUCCGCCCCGGCCCCCUCCAGCAAGGACCUCAAAUUUGGAAUUGACCGCAUUUUGUCGGCAGAAUUUGACCCCAAAGUCAAGGAAGGCAACACACUGAGAGAUCUGACAUCACUGCUAACUGGGCGGCCCGCUGGGGUGCACCUGGGCCUACAGCCCUCCACAGGCCAGUUCUUCGCAUCUCUGGAUCCCAUUAACGAGGCUUCUGCCAUCCUGAGUCCCUUAAGCUCGAACCCAAGAAAUUCAGUUCAGCAUCAGUUUCAAGACACAUUUCCAGGUCCCUAUGCCGUGCUCACGAAGGACACCAUGCCGCAGACCUACAAGAGGAAGCGCUCGUGGUCCAGGGCGGUCUUCUCCAACCUGCAGAGGAAAGGCCUGGAGAAAAGAUUUGAGAUUCAGAAGUACGUGACCAAGCCAGACCGAAAGCAGCUGGCGGCCAUGCUCGGUCUCACCGACGCACAGGUGAAGGUGUGGUUCCAAAACCGGCGGAUGAAGUGGCGGCACUCCAAGGAGGCCCAGGCCCAGAAGGACAAAGACAAGGAGGCCGGCGAGAAGCCCUCAGGCGGAGCUGUGGCCGCAGACGGCGAGCCCGAGGAGCGGAGCCCCAGCCGUUCAGAGGCCGAGGCUGAGAGCGAGAGCAGCGACUCCGAGUCUCUGGACAUGACCCCCAGCGACACGGAGCGGACUGAAGGGGCCGAUCGGUCCUUGCACCCAACGACGGUCAUCAAGGCCUCCGCGGCGGGCGCCCUCCUGGCCGCCAGCAGCGGCGGCAGUGGGGGAAGCGGCGGCGGCGGCGGUGGCGGCGGCGGCGGCGGUGGUUUUAGCUUCGGCGGCCUCAGUAGCAGCAGCACCGGCGCCGGGAGCAGCGGCGGCAGCGGCGCCUCGGAGCUGCUCCCCGCGCCCCAGCCCGCCCUCGGCAGCGCCCCCAAAAGCCCCGAGUCCACCCAGGCGCCGCUGGGUGGCCUCUAGACUGGACAAGGUUGGAGGGGACGCGAGGCCCCGGCGCAGGCUCGCAGCCUUGCAGUGUGGGAUGGAUUUUGUGCCUGCUUUCCGGUGGCAGCAGGGCCAGGGCCGGAGACGCGAGGGCAGAGCCCUAAUGGAGGGCACGCAUCGCUGUCCCAGGCCUGCAGCCCACCCCUCACGGAGCCGAGGGGAGUCGAGCGCGCCCAGCACCGGGCUCCCAGCUCCAUCCGCACACCUCGGCCUGGAUACAAGCAGCUCCCACUGUGAAGUGUUGGACUGAGCAGUCCUCCCCUCGCUAGGGGUCGUGGCACAAAGAUGCGCGGCACUUAGGAUGCAACAAACUUGUAAAUAAAAUGUUUACUACGGUUUGUAAA